GUCCAGUGUUCGAGUUCGCCCAUGAACGAUGGAAGCGCGCUCCCGAUACUUCAGGUGAAUGAGAGGGAAGCAGAGGAGCGGGAUACGGUUCACUGUGCGUCGCAUUAAAAAGGAACAAUUAGAGGAAAAUGAGUUGUGUUACGUCGCUUGGGGCGCAUGUUUUUAUGACAACAUAUCUACUCUUCUUGAUGGGAUGCGUUGCACAGAAAGUAUACUUUGACUGUGGUGCCAGGGUGGAUGUGGUGGAUGUCCAAGGCCUCAUUCUGUCCCCUGGCUUCCCCUACAACUACUCCUCUGGGACACACUGCGUUUGGCAGUUCUUUGUGCCUGUCAAUUACCAGCUUAUUCUGGAGAUAUUUGACUUUGACGUGUUUGAAAGCCAUGACUCCGCUGCAGAGUACUCUGCUAUCUCUAAUUUUGAAGAGGAGGAGACAGACGAAGAGGUGACUUUCGAUCCUGGCAGCUUGGCGGCCGAUGAAACGUCAUCAGCAGCUAAAGAUCCUGUGCUUCAGAGUGUAGUGGACGUCACAAAGAAUCAGCAGUCCUUUCAAGACGGCGAGGUCAAACAAGUAGUGGUCCAAGAGCAGUCCACAAAGAUGGAGAUUGCCAAAGUUUCAAAUUCUGCCAAAAGAUCUGCGGACGCCUCCUCUGGCCUAUCUUCGCCACCUCCCCCCUCUCUUCUCCUACCUGGGGUCGUGCCUCCAGGAGACAAGGCUGUCAACUCUGCCUCCUCGUCUCACCUCAGGGGAGACCUCAGCCCCACUUCUAACCCGAGCUCAGUCGCGGAGGACACCACCCUUUCCUCGCUCCACUCCACUGACACUCCAGCUGUGAGCCCUGAAACCCAGCACUCGGUGCUGGACGCCUGCCCCCACGAUGUCCUCUACAUCUCCGACCUCAUCUCCUUCUCCUCCAGGUUCUGUGGGUCCAACCGGCCCCCCAGCAGCCAGCUGGUGUUCGGCUCCAACCAGGAGAUGGUGGAGGUCAUCAUGGAGCUCAUCACCACCACCCACUGGGGCCGCGGCUUCGCUCUUCUCUUCCACUACCACAACCUGACCGAGCCAGGAGGGGGGCACCGGGUCUCUGCUCCCACAGCCAGCAAGGUAGACUCUUUGCUGGCUGCUGUGAGCGGAGCUACCUUCUUCGCAAUGAUACUCACAAGUGCCCUCUGCAUCGUUUUCAGACCCAAACUGUGUCCAAAAAGAGCCGGCUCCUGUGCAUCCAGCAACUCUGAGGUGCCGGAGGGAGUCCAGAACACCGGGGCUGAGGUCAGUGAGCUGCAGCUGAUGGCUGAGGAUCAGACCAACCUGGAAGCGACUACAGAGCAGGACAACAACAACGACAGCCCGCCACACUCAGUCAGUGCUGGCGGGGACGUUUCCCAGAGUGCAGAGGUGGACCUUUCCUGCAGCGGUUUGACUGAACUCGACCUUGGUGCAGAUGAGGUUUUCAUUGUAUCUUCAGCUCCCAGCUCUAGCAGGCUACCUUUCUCACCUCACACGCAGCGGGAGAGGUUUCUGCGGCACAGUGACACCGGCCCCGGCCCUGCAAGUGACUGGCCCUCACCAGACCCCACCACCUCACCCACUGGCACCAGGUCCACCAAGGACGGCAGCGGUGGCUUAGCCAGGCCGAGAGCGUGGAGCGUACGCACCUUCCAGGACUUCCUCCCCCCUCUGCCGCAGCUGCAUAAGAAGUGGUGCAGCUGGAACUCCAGCAGUCCCUUCACCAAGCUGGUGGAUAGCGCUCCAUCCAGCUUGGUAGCUGACUGCCAACGGGAUAACGGCAGGAUGGUCUUCUCCGAUGUUCACCUGGACGCUGAGGCAGACACCAGCCCCGUCUCCGAUUCCUCCAUCAGCAACGCCUCCUACCCGCUUACGCAGGCCGCUCAGAGGCAGCGGCGUCUCAACUCCAACAGCAACCUGCGGCGCUCGCGCUUCACAGGGCCUUGCUUUGGCCUGCUUUCCGGGACGGCAGACACCGCGAAGGCCUCCGGGGUUCCUCAAGCCCAGGGCUCCCUCUCAGAUCCCAGCGCUGGCUCAUCUUCUUCUUCCUCCCAGUGUCAGAUCGAGAGCAGCCAGGCCGGAAAGAGGCGCGAGUUCCCAGGAGAGAGUGACCACAUCAGCGUGCAGGUGUUUGCCAUCUCUGGAGGAGGGACCGGCAGCCCCUGGUCUCGGCUGAGCACCUGGACCAGACCUCUGCCUCGGCCCUGAAUGGAUUGGCCAAAGGGACAUAUGGGGGAAGGGACCUGCCGUUGGAAACACCAGCCUCAGCCUGCAGAGCCAGAGGGCCAGACCAGAAUGGAGGCCCUGGGGAAGCCAGGUGUCAGGGGGGGUCGGUCCACUCCCUCCCAACACGCUCCCCAUCAUGACUGACUCGAGCCAGCCGUCUCUCAGUAAGGCCACAAUGCUGUGCAGUGUGACCAACCUGAUGUGACCAGACAGGCUACAGUUGAUGAAGAGCAUGGACUCUGGUGGGGCAGUUAUGCAUUUCUGAACUCUUGUUAGUUCCACCUUGUAAAACAUAUAUAACCUACUUUAAUUUCUAAAAUCAACUUUUAUAAAAUUAUUAAGUACAGUAUACUGUAGCCUCCUACUGGAAAAUAUAGUCCACUCACUCUAGUUGUUUUCUAUUUUUUUUUUUUAUAUAAGUUGUUUGGACAAAGAUGGAAUAUUAUGCUGCUUACUAGCCACAACACUGACUGCUGUGGUAUUACAUGUUUUAAAAAAAAAUGACGGACUGCAAACAUGAAAAAAAAUGUUUUUUUGUUUUUUUUGAGUGAGUACUCCAGAAGCCCCAACUCUUAGGAGCACUUUUCAACCAGAUUUAUUAACCAGUUUGAUGCUAUUCAGUGAGCUGUAAUACUCCCAAUCAUUGCACUUUGCUUAAAUAGCUCAUUCACUGUAGAUCUUGUUCUGCCAUGUGCCAGCUUUCUCCUUCAUGUGGUUCUUCAUGUUGUCAUAUUUUAGCUCAAGCUAACAAAUGCUUAUACAAUUACUCAUUACCCAAAAGUGUUCUGAAAAGCAUAGAACAUACAAUAAUGUUGCAACAGUGUGCGCGUACUGGAUUAUAAAAGGGAAAUCAAAAUAAAGUAAAAGCAUAUAGAGAACUAAUAUUCACUAUUGUUUAGUAUAAAGAGAACUAGCAAUCACAAUAGCAUUUAAAAUGAGGUAUGAAUUGAUGUAAAGUUUAAAUAAAGUCUGUCAAUUA
Messenger RNA from Etheostoma spectabile (orangethroat darter), 3210 nucleotides. RefSeq lists its product as uncharacterized. The transcript is spliced from 7 exons. NCBI's taxonomy places the organism in Eukaryota, Metazoa, Chordata, Actinopteri, Perciformes, Percidae. The record is from RefSeq and is a predicted model, not a curated record. Bases 129 to 2213 code for a protein of 694 amino acids.